AUGGAUCAGCCUGGCCCAUCUAACGUUCCUGCAAGGCAAGUUCACUGGCUUUUUACAUUUUUUCUUUCGGUUUUAGAGAACAAAAAGAAGAACGGAUGAACGUUCAUGAUCCAGAACUCCCAUCAACAAGUCAGACAGCUGAUCAAACUAUUGGAAAUUUAGAGAUUGUUGAAGAAACGACAUUAGGAAAUGAUACCGAGAUUUUGGAUCUGGAUAGCGUUUCUGAGGUAACACUAUGGAUAAUAUAAAUUUUACACUGGAAUGCAGUUGAAUAUGAGGAAUCCUGCUUUCUGUAACUCUAUUGCGGUGCUUCGAUUGAGUUUAUAUCCUUUGUUUUAGGUUUCACAACAAUCCGCCGAAGAACAAGAAGAAACUCCCCAUCUUGCAUACCUAAAACGUUCCGAAGCAAUAACUCAGGUAAUGGAGGGAAUAACCUUUGAACCCGCUGCAAACUGGAACACAAAUGACUUGGCCGCGCUAUUCUCGAGGCUGCGAAAUACGAAUUGCAAUCAGUUUAGUGUGGAGACGUUCAUUCAUGCUUUUUCGAAUACCUCCGUUGAAGAAAUCAUGGCUAUUCUUGAGGGCCUGAGAGAUAUCGUCAGGGAAGCGGAUUCCGUCAGAAUACCUUGGAAGGAAGCGUUGAAAGAAGGCAAAGUUCCAACGGAUGAAGCAAAGGGUAAGUUAUUUAUUUUUUAUUCUUGAUGUUUAGGUAUCAAAGGAACCGAAAAACAAGCGUUAGAUGAAAUGAGACAGCUCACAAGGAGUGUUGCAGCUAAGAAGAAGGGUAUGAACAUCAUGUCUGAAGUGCUAACCCAAGCAUUGAAUGUGCUGGAUGGAAGAACUAAACGGAGAAAAAGAUCUGCGUCAGGAUCGACGAAGGAGAAUGUAAAAUUAUCUGAUGAUUUUUUGUCUCCUGCUUGUGAAUAUGAAGGAGAUGUCAACUACGACGAUAUUUAUGAUUGCCUGGAGAGUAUCAGUCUAAUUAGGAGUACUAAAAAAAUGAGGGCGUAGGUUAUGUGGUAGUAGGUCAAUUGUAAUAUUUUUUUAUUUUUAGGACUGAAAGCGCCGUUCUCAUCCAAAUCUUUGACGAACUCCAGGAAAUUGUGGACUCUUCGUUCACCGAAAGAGCUGAUUUCAUGACCCAAUUCCUCUCCGAAUACUCAUCUCAGCUGGGUUCCGAUGUUGGAUGGAUCGACUUCCCAGCGAAUGAAGAGAUGGGACAAAAGAUUUGGAACUUCCUCGAUCUGCCCGACGAUUUCCUCGAUCUCUCUGAGUAUGUUGUUGAGGAAGAAGCGGGAAGGGUUGUUUUGAAGAAAUAA
Bursaphelenchus xylophilus (pine wood nematode) is the source of this 1319-nucleotide messenger RNA. Lineage: Eukaryota; Metazoa; Nematoda; Chromadorea; Rhabditida; Aphelenchoididae. The record is from the annotation of a GenBank genome assembly.